Messenger RNA from Aspergillus calidoustus, 1656 nucleotides. The record is from the annotation of a GenBank genome assembly. NCBI's taxonomy places the organism in Eukaryota, Fungi, Ascomycota, Eurotiomycetes, Eurotiales, Aspergillaceae.
AUGGAUAUGAACCAUUUAAUAGGUCAACGGUUCAACCUGAUCUCCAAAAGCGAUAUUCGCUAUGUCGGUACUUUACAUGAGAUCAACCCUGAAGCCUCGACAAUCGCCUUGCAGAAUGUGGUCUCUUUCGGAACCGAAGGCAGGCGAGGGAAACCUGCUGAAGAGAUCCCGCCUUCUAACAGCAUCUACGAAUACAUUGUGUUCCGCGGAAGCGAUGUGAAAGAUAUCAGUGUUGCAGAGGACAAGAAGGAGAAUGCACAGCCAGAGGCUCCUCGGAUGCCAGAUGACCCGGCUAUUCUAGGGAGUGCACCCCAACCCGGCCCGGGUCCUCAAAGCCUUCCGCAGCAGCCCCAACAACCGCCACAGCAGCCGCAUCAGCAACCGCCUCCAGGACGGGGCCCUCCCCCUCCCGGAUAUCCUCAGCAGCACCAAUUUCCGGGCUAUUACCCUCCCUACGGACCACGAUACCCUCAAUUCCCCCCGGGCCCUGGAUACCCUCCUAUGCCCUACGGCGCGCCUCCGGGCUGGUAUCCCCCUCCUGGUCAAGGCUUCCCGCAAGGGCCUGGUCAAUUCCCUCCUCAAAUUCCGAUCGGACCUCCGGGCCAGCACCACACCCCUCCCUCCCAACAAGCUGCUCCAAAUGCACCCCAGGCAACUUCCGAACUUCCGGUCGGUGACCGCCCUGUGAGCAGGCCUGCUGACCAGGCGACCGCUGCCCCACCUCCUGCACAGGCUGAGAGCGCCCCCACCCCGCCUGUUGAAUCGAAGCCGUCUGUCGCAGAAGCCAUCAAGGCAACAACCGCUCCAACUGAGAGAGCGCCUCCGACUGGACCCAGGGCAGGACGCGCACCGCCUGUCAUCCCGAUUGCCACUCCUACAAAGCCAAGCGGCCCUGCGGUAGUCAACGCCCCUCCGCUCGCUCCAUCCAACGCAAACAAUGUGACUCAAGGCACCGCUCAGGCUGCCAUCACAGAGGCGACUCGUGCGGCAACCGCUGCUGUUGCAGCGGCCAUGGCCAAGCUUCCCCAACCCAAUGGUCAGAAGAAACCCCAGCACACGGACGUCUCGGUGGAGGGUAUUUCCCGGCAGUUGGGCGAGAUGAAACCUUACGAAGGUGGCCGUGCUCCUCGCGGAGGUCAGCAAUCUCGUGGCCGUGGUGGUUACCGAGGUCACUAUCAACAAGCACAGAACAAGAAAGUUGAGGUUCCAGAUACCGAUUACGACUUUGAAACAGCCAACGCCAAGUUCAACAAGCAGGAUCUGGUCAAGGAGGCUAUUGCCACCGGCUCCCCGGUGCAGGAAGUAGAAAGCCCAGCUGAGGUCGCCAGCACUGCAGAGCUUCCUGCGACCACUCAGAAUGCCAAUGUAUACAACAGGACAACCUCAUUCUUCGACAACAUCUCAAGCGAGGCUCGCGAUCGCGAAGAAGGCACCGGUGCCCGAGGCGGAGGUCGAGAAUGGCGUGGUGAAGAGGAGAAGCGGAAUAUCGAGACGUUCGGCCAGGGUAGCGUUGACGGAUACCGCAGCAGUCACCGUGGGCGUGGAAGAGGCCGUGGCUUUGGUCGAGGCCGAGGCGGCUAUGGCCGUGGCUACGGAUCGCGAGGUCGCGGAGGACGCAACAUCUCGCAGUCUACUGGUGUCCCAACGCCGAACUAA